AUGGAAUCUGACGGAGUUUUGAAAGUCAGCUCUCGCCCAAAGCAUAGCAGAUACAUUUAUGAAGGAAAAGAAGCUUUAAAGAAAAACCCAGAAGUCGCAUUUCAUGCUAUUGGAGAAUCAGUGAGCAACGCUGUGAGAGCUGCUGACAGCUUGAUUGCUUUGGGAUAUGCAACGUUGGAACGCUUUGAAACACUCAGUCUUGAUGAAAAAGAUUUUGAAGGGAGACCUAAAAGAGUUUACAAGGUAAUUAUCAAGCUGUCUCGUACCUCAAAUUUUGAUGCUCUUUAUCAAGAAUUUGAGAAAACGAAAGCAGAAAAGCCUACUUCUAGCUCUUAUAUAAUAAAAAUUUAUAGAAUUUUUUAGUUUAGUUUAAAUUGAAAUUAUAUUUUUUAAUUUAUUUAUAAAAAACAAUAAUAUUGUGCCUUACCUUUUUUUCAAGCAUAAAUAAUUUUUUGAAGUAUAAUUUAAAAUAAUUAAUUCGAAAAGUAAGUAA
Molecule: messenger RNA, 493 nt
Organism: Blepharisma stoltei
Lineage: Eukaryota; Ciliophora; Heterotrichea; Heterotrichida; Blepharismidae
Source: the annotation of a GenBank genome assembly